Phymastichus coffea is the source of this 10350-nucleotide messenger RNA. RefSeq names its product RNA-binding protein Musashi homolog 2 (gene msi). Gene Ontology annotation, molecular function: RNA binding. The transcript has 4 exons. Lineage: Eukaryota; Metazoa; Arthropoda; Insecta; Hymenoptera; Eulophidae. Gene Ontology annotation, cellular component: cytoplasm. Bases 441 to 1631 code for a protein of 396 amino acids. The record is from RefSeq and is a predicted model, not a curated record.
CAGGAGAGUCGGAAACGCCAGCGAAUCACGAAGCAGCCCAGCAGCAAAGCAUUGUUGCCGCUGCCGAGGAGUCCAGCAUGUUUCCUUACACCACCUUCCCCGCUGUCGGGAUCUCGAGAGGGCGCAGGAGCCGGAAGGGCCAAUGUCGAGUAGCUUGGUCCUGUUUGUUAGGAAGGGAACACAACUGCGGCCGUGGGGACGAUGGGGGUUAAACGAAAAAAAAGAAAAGCACGCAUACUGAAUGCUCGUCGUCCCCGGCAGUAUCAUGGCGAUAAGCCUGUUCUCUCUGUGUCUCUCGCUUUCUGAAAGUCAGAGAAAAUCAGAGCGAGAGCGUCGACUCGUUAACGCACACGACAGUGUCGGCCACAAAUGUCUAUGACGUCCGUCAGAGGACGAACGAACGAAAGCACAUCCUACGAGAGCUAAAGCCAAGCGCGGGUAUGGAGGCGGCAGCAGCAGCCGCAGCAGCGGCCGCAGCCGCAGCGGCGAACGGCACGGCGAGCAUCGAGCACGAGUUUCACAACAACCUGGUGCCGAUAAAUGGCAGUCACUCGAGCAGCUCCGGACGCAGUACUCCGAACAGUAGCGAUCCGGCGCCGGGAAAGCUCUUCGUUGGUGGACUCUCAUGGCAGACGAGCAGCGAGAAGCUUCGAGAGUACUUCGGCAUGUUUGGCACCGUCACCGACGUACUCAUCAUGAAGGAUCCCGUCACGCAGCGCAGCCGUGGGUUCGGCUUCAUCACGUUCGCCGAGCCGGGCAGCGUCGACAAGGUGCUCAAGUGCCCGAUCCACACGCUCGACGGCAAAAAGAUCGAUCCGAAGCACGCCACCCCCAAGAACCGCGCCAAGCAGGCCAACCGCACCAAGAAGAUCUUCGUGGGUGGCGUGUCGCAAGACACCUCCAGCGAGGAGGUGAAGGCCUACUUCAACCAGUUCGGCAAGGUGGAGGAGACGGUGAUGUUGAUGGACCAGCAGACCAAGCGCCACCGGGGCUUCGGCUUCGUGACCUUCGAGAACGAGGACGUGGUGGACCGAGUGUGCGAGAUACACUUCCACACCAUCAAGAACAAGAAGGUGGAGUGCAAGAAGGCCCAGCCGAAGGAGGCCGUGCAGCCGGGCGCGUUGGCCCUGGGCAAGCGCGUGGUGCUGGGCGCGCUGGGGGCGGUGCGCCUGGCCCCGCAGCCGGCGCUGCCCGUAGCCGGCGCGGCGGUGGCCUCGCAGCUCGUGGCCCAAGCGCAGGCACAGGCGCAAGUGCAGGCGGCCGCCGCGGCCGCGGCUGCGGCCCAGGUGCAGAGCGCCGUCGCGGGCUACGGCAAGCUGUUCGCCGCGCAGGGCUACCCGGGCUCGCCGCUCUCGGCCUACCGCUACGCCCCGUACCCGAUCCCCGCGUCGGCGGCGGCGGCGGCGGCGGCGGUGGCCGCCGCGGCCGCGGCCACGCCCGGGGCCCAGGCCCUGCCGGCCAACCCGGCGGCGGCGCCGCAGGCGCCCGGCCAGCCCCAGGCCAACUCGCCGGCGGCGGCAGGCGUCGCGCCGCCCAACCCCUACCAGGGCUACUCGCUCACCAACGUCGACAUGUCGAGCUUCCAGGGCGUCGACUGGGGCUCCAUGUACGGCAUGGGCAUGUAUGUCUAAGUCGCCCUCGGCGAGCGAGUCCCCAGUCAUCCAGUAAGUACAUCAUUACCAAGCAGGACCAAGCUGACGAGCGCUCUCGUCUGGAGAGCGACCGAGCGACGGCAGAGAGACCGGGCGCCCGAUCCGGCCCGCCCACACCCGCAGCCACACGCACGCCCACUCACACACACACACCCACACGCACACGCGUGCUCGCAGCGCAGCGCUCUCGGUCGCUGAGUCGUCUGUCUGACUAUCUGUCUGACUAUUUGUCUGUCUGUCUGUCUGUCUGUCUGUUUGUCUGUCUCCUCUGUUCUCCGCGAGCGCGCAUUCGUGGCAACGCGCGGCAAGACUGUCUUCUUCUAUGCGUUGCCGAAAGCUGCUCUCAUCGCCGUACUUAACUCGCGUGCCACGAUGCAGCCGCGCGCGUGCGGUAGGCCAAGGACUGGCGAGAGCCAGCGGCGUUCGACGCGCCGGACAUUGUUCAACAGCGAAAACACACAUCGUUUUAUCGAGUAGUGCAAACAGCGCGUUAGGGUUCCUAUAAUUCCUAUGUGUAAUCUCCGACGACGACGACCCCCCUCCCCCCCUAGACAUACCUUACUCUUUCCCCCUCUUGAAUUGCGAAGAAACUUUUGAUUUCUUUUAUUUAUUAUUACUGCGCUGCUAUAGUGCUGCUCUCUGAUAUUAGUACUGAUAUUAUUAUCGACCUUAUACAUAAGUAUUAUUAGUCGUAUUAUUUUGACAUAUCGUCGCGAGUUACGUAUGUUACUGAUAAUAUACUUAGAGCUAGCGCCCCUUCGUUCUCUUCCGCUGUUACGCGAAAAUGCGAAGAACAGAGCGGCGCGCGAGAGUGGGAGUGUGCCCACGCGCGCGCGCACACAUACACAUAUACUCACAUCGGCAGGAGUACUUUUCUUCGUUUCCCCCGGCCACGCGUGUGAUAAGUCCUCUCUCUCACGACGACAAGUCAAGACAGCGCGUCGUUACUUAAACACAGGCUCUCUCGUACACGUUUCGCAGUUCUCCCUCUCUCGCGCCGCUCCACCGCCGGACAUUAUUAUGCCGUCGCAAUAUAUAACAAAAAGCAGUCUUUUGUUCUUAUUGCGCUUUUCGAGAAGCUUUUCUUCCUUACGCUCGUAUGCGUAUGCUCGAGUUUAAAGCUCUUAGGCAGUUAUCGACUAGAUGUAGUAAGGUUCAAAUAGCUAUUACGAGUACUUAGACACGUCGACGUUUUAAUAAUACCGUCACACUUCCGAGCGUCCGAAACCACUUUAACUUCUGUUCUGAAUAAUCUGUAUGAUUCGCUACCACCACUAGCCUUUUUCGAUUUUUAUGUCUCUUUUUCUACACACCGGCCUUUAUAUUUUUUGUAUAACAAGUAUUUGGAGAGAGAUUUCUUGUAAUGAAGAUUUGUUCUUUUUUCUCUUUUUCAUUUGUGACACCUAAAAAACAGACUCACUAAUUGAAUUAAUAAUUGUUUUUUCUCCUUUUGUUUGUCUAUGUUUCAUAGCAUUGUGUAGUUUUUGAGAUCUAACCAUUAUAGUAUUAGUAGGAUCUUCGGAUCUUAGUUGCGAGAAGCAUGUCGGUUUAUUAAACAAAUGAAUUGUACAUUCAUUACCUUAACAUCACUAUCACUAUCAUUAGCCAUAUAUAUAUUUUUUUUGUUUCUCCAAACAUAUAUAAUAUACAUAAACGCCUAUUAUUACUAUUGUUGUUACAAUUGUCAAUACUUAAUAUGAACAUGAAUUUCUCUGGACUCUCACCUUUCUUACACAUGAGAUUACGAGGAAAAACUAAGGCAAAGCUAAUAAUUAAACGAGUUUCUAAGAAAUUUGAACUUUCGAACGAAUCGUUCGCUGUAAUUAACGGAGAUUGUAUAACCGUAGUGAUGCGAGAAGCGCAUUAGACACGUAAGAGAAAAGAACAAACUGAACAACAAACAAGAACAAUAAAUGAGAUUAUUGAAGGAAAAAAUGACGAAAAGCAACAAAAAAAAAAAAUAAAUAAAAGAAAAUAAAAUAAAAAAAUGAAGCCGGCAGUGAUAAUGGGUUAGCAGGAGCACUACUUCAAUGGGCGUUCCUUCACUAUUUUGUAAUUAAUGCCAUGUACUACUGUUCUCGCUAACCACUAUACUGCUACUGCUGCCAUUAUUGUUGUAGUAGUUGUUGUGUAAAAAGAAAACUUCACCUUUUUACUAUCAUCAUAUCAUUGUCAUUGAUUAUAGUCAGGUCUACCAGCAUCGCCAUUUCUCUCACUAGCAGCACUACCACCGCAUCAUCAUCAUCAUUAUAUGCAUCAUCAUUAGAGCGUAGAGACGGUAGAGUGAGAAUUGACAUUUUAGACAAGUACGAGCUUGGGUGUGAGAAAGGGAGAAAGAGAGAAUCAUCUAAUAAUUAACGAAUAACAAUAAUAAAAAUGAGAAAAUCAUAGUAAUAACGAUAAUUGCUGAUAACGAUAAUUAACGAUAACAAUAAUAAUUCAUGGAAUGCGCCUGCCGAUUAACGGUGAAGCCACACACGCACGGGGGAGAUCGAAAGAGCUGUGUAUGUGUGUAUUGUAGUUGAAAGUCGAUCGAUAAGCUGUGACGUGCGUGUGUGUGCGUUGCAAGCGUGGAUGAGAAACGGUGAAAGAAAGCAAGCGAGCUGAAAGAAACCAAUUUUUCAGAGCGCAGCUCGAGAUCGUUGAUCGAUAACAACAAUAAUAUUGGGAUUUGUCUGUCGUUUUCUUGAUUUGUUUUCUUAGCGGCGACUCUCGCAGCUUCUUUUUUUUAUUCACUGUGCGGAGAGCCGCCGAUUAUCAAGCUAUUAUAAUAUACGUAAUACAUACUUUGAGAAGUGCAUGCAUUUUUUCUGUAUAUUUUCAAAUCUUCCGUAAUCUAUAGCUUCCGAAAGCAAUAAUCAAUAGUAGUAAUAAUUAGUAGAUAAUACUUAGUGAUACGAUUGACAAAAGUUGGAGAGCAAGGCUGUAAUUACUUAUGGCCACCGCUAAUUUGGUUGUAUACACUGAUCACGCUCAAGUUUUUUGAAACGUAUACGGCAAAACAAGUGACUAAUGGCUGCUAUAUUUAUGGAGAAAGACAGUUUUGAGAGAGAGUAAUUUUUUCGUAGACGUAAAUAAACGUUGAUAAGCAAAAUGGAAAGGAUGUUGAGUUGCGCGCAUGUAUGUAGCCUCCUGUGUUACGUAUGGAUGGAGAUCUGUAUUAUUGACUCACUCACUUACAAAUUAAAAGAGAAAAAAGCAAGUUAAAAAAAAAACGUCAAGUCCAAGCAAUCACUCACUAACACCGAUACCGAUUAAAAUGAUAAACGUAAUUUAGUUUAGUCGACAUGCCUAGAGAAAUUGCCAAUAAAGUAGUUUAAAAACUUGUAGCUAACAUGUUUGUGUAUUUUCCUCGUAUCUGUCACUUAUAUUACCUCUCAUUUAUCUCUUUUCGAAAUAAUUUUUGACUCCGCAGCCUCUUUGUCCCUGCCCCAUGCUCCUCCUCUAAUUGACAUUGCCAAAGUAAUAAUUAUUGUGUUGGUCUGUGUGUUUGCGAUAUUUACAUAUUAUCUUUUUUUCUAUACAUAUAUCAUUCCUCCUAUUCUCGAAAACACUGUCCUACCUCAUUUCUAUCUCUCUAUCUCUCUCUCUCUCUCUCUCUCUCUCUCUCUCUCUCUCUCUCUCUCUCUCUCUCUCUCUCUCUCUCUCUUUCUCUCUCUCUUUCUCUUUUUUCCUCUCUUUUUCUCUCUCUUUCUCUCUAUUUUCGCCUUUUUCUUUCGAUCCAUUUUGUUUUCUCUCAAUCCUAUUCUUUGAUUACUAGCAUCUCUUGGAUUUAAACGCACUGACUUGGAAUGAGCAUCGACACACGUACAUACAACAGCCUUGGGAUUGUUGAGAACUCGAGAGAGUUGAGCAGCCAGGUAAGGACACUUGAGACGAAAGAAAGUAACGACCAGUAGUGAUUUUUUGGCUAGAACUGUUGAGAUUUUUUAUAUCAUAGUACAAGUCGUUUUAGUCUCUUAGUUAUUAUACGUAUCUGCAUUACAUAUAUACUUCGCGCUUGUUAUAUAUCAAUAUCAAAGGACACGAGAGUUUUUAAUUAGACAACAACAUUGUAUAUUAUCUCUGUGUGUAUAUUUCUUGCAAUAUAUUAUUGGAAGUGGUUUUAGACAAAUUUGCAAGUGUGACACACUGACCGACCCACCAUAGAGAGCAUCGCAACGCCAGAGCUGAGCGUCGCAAUCGGCGAAGAAACUAAUCAUUAAUAACGCAUUCUAAUGUUGCAUAUACAGAGGCGGGCUGUGAGAAUGACGAAGUAGACACGAGUUAGAAGAGUUAGUGCCAUUAUUUUUGUCACUUGUGUGACUCGCUCUUCUUGUCUUGUUCUUGAGAGCUGGAACUCGUCGAUUUUAGAGUAUUAGACUAAUCUGUGCCACGACGAAGCCAGUUUUCACGAACCCAACAAGAGAUAUGGACUUUUUGACGUUUGCUCAAAGACAUUGAUUCGGAAAGAAAAGACGAUGGGUGAGGCCGGGACCGGUAGCUUGAUUAAACCAAUUUUUGCUUGUGUACUCGCUUGCUUGCUUGCUUGUAUACUCGUUUUAUACUUGACAUAUUUUUGAAAUCAUUAGCUAUCUAUACAUAUAUCUUUUGUAAAUGUCACUAAUAUAGUAUCCUUUUUUUUUCUAUUUUUUUUAAAGUUAUUCUCCUGUCAUCUCUGGUUUUUUGUAAUUAAUACGUGCCCAACAAAGAAAUUGAAAUUAUUGCACGCUUUCGUACAACCUCAUUUGUUCUGUUCUUUCUCACGCGAUUUUUUUUUUUUUUUUUUUUUUUUCUUACGGCAGUGAAGACAACGAAGGGGCAAAAAUGAAGGUUUUAACUUUUCUAAUAAACAAAAUGCAUUUGUCAAAAAAACAAACAAUUCACAAGUUGCUCGAUAAAAGAGAUGCCUUUUCUCGCGUAAGCGUGUCUAACUAAACUGGACCUUUUUACUAUUUGCGCACGCGAAGAAAUGUUGAAAAAAAGACGCGUCGCAAGGGUUUUUACUCGUAAAAAACGUAGUCAAAAAACGAACAAAAAAAAAUAAUCGCUGAGGGUUGGAAUUGAGCGUGUGCAUGUUUUAUCUCUGUCUAUCGUUAUUAAAGGGACCCACGCGUACCGUACAAUUUUUCAAAGUUAUUAACAUUUCAAUAAUGGUGAAAUGAUGAAAGAACGGCAUCGUGUUCUUCCAAGCGAACGUAGCUAACGGUAUACACGUAUAGAUAUAUUGUACGUCAAAAUAAUAAUAAUAAUAAUAAUGAUAUUAUUAAUAAUAAUAAUGAAAAAAGCAAAAAAAUACAUUAACACAAUUACACUUUUCGAAGCGCGAAUAUAACAAAUGAAGGUACUUAAUUAAAAAUAAAAAUAAAAAAAAAUAAUAGGGUCGGUCUGUGACGCCGACCACUGCUAUUCUUAUUGCAUACAUUAUUAAGUGCGAGAUAAGCAAUAACGUUGAUUAUAUAUUAUGCGAUAUUAACUAUAAUGAGCGCGUCGGCGGCAACGUUAGUUGGUUUUAACAAAGAAUCCCGUAAUUGAGCCACGCGAGAAAGGGUGUUCGAGCUUUCGCGCUGAAGCUAAUCGAAGCUGACACACACACACACACACUUGGUUUCGUUUGAUUUCGUGCGAAAGAGAAAAGGGAGAAAAGGAAAUUGAAUUUUUUCCGUUGAUCAUUGUAAUGCGCGAGUGCGAUGUGCGUGAAGAAAGAAAAGUGCGUUCAUUCAAUUGCCGAGUAUGCAAACAAUGUUUAAUCCCCGGAUCAAUUAUGAUAUCUCUCUCUUAAUGCGACUAUAGGGACAUAGUGCGCGCCUUCGAUUAUGACAAUAAAUUUAACGGGAGUGUGCAUGUGUAUGAGUGCGUCUUGCGAGAGAAUUCGAACGAAGUAGAAAAGCAAAAGGUGACGUACGGAGAGAGUGCUUCCCCCGGUCGUACAUAGACGGCAAUGCGCAUUGUACGCGAAAAGCGAACGCCCUUUCUCGGCUCAGCAAUAACUCUAUUGAGAUGAAGAAUUCCAUUAGAAACGAGUCUAGUCCUCCCUGACCCCCUUACAUACUCCCCCAUCCUCGUUUUACGCGAAGAGGAAACCCCGUCGCGAUGAAUAAAAAGAAAGAGAGAGAGAGAGAGAGAGAGAGAGAGAGAGAGACGCGGAAGGAGGGGAACAGGCAGAAAGGAGCGCAGUGUACUUAAUUCCGAAUCAAAAUGGCACGCGUGGGACACGCCGGAUGAAAAAUGCAAUGCAACUCCCGCGCACGUCUACGCCGGUGCAAGCUUUUAAUCUAGUCUCGGACGCCACGCGUCGCUCGAAUUCUUGGCAUGCAUUUAUCCCUGCUGGCGCUCCCGCCUCGGAUUUCGUUCCUUCGAAAAAUCUUUGCUCAAGCUUCGAGAGGAAUCUUCGUCGCGAAGCUUUCGGAAUUGUUUGAAAAAUCUUAGCAAUAAAAAAAUUAAAUCAAACACAUAUAUAUAUAUAUAUAUAUAUAUAUCUCGGCGAGCUUUAGUACUGUUUGGGCGAAGCUUUCGCGGAGCUAAUACGUAACGUAUGUUUUCUGCGAGCAUUUAAUUAACUUGAUUGAAGAAUCGAUGCGAACGGUCGUUCGGCGCGCUUGGUCUCUACCCUCCCUCCUGUUCUCGGCCCUCGCCCUACUGUAAAUAUGGAAUUCGUGCAGGGCGAGGGUGUGUCUAGUCUUGGCGGAUAACUCGCGCGAAUCGCUCUAUCGUAUCUUCCUAUACAUAUAUAUAUAUAUAUAUAUAUAUAUAUAUAACGUGCGUGUCAUGAUGGACGCUGCUACCUACCUACCCUUCUCGCUCGCUCUCUCUUCCUCUUCUAGUUCGCGCGAGUGAACAGCUAUUCAGGCUGUGAGUAGAGAGAAGAAAAAUAUACACAGACACAUACAUACACACAGAAAAUAAAAAUGGAGCGUACGCGCGCGAGUUUUGCGUGCGCGCAAAAAAAUUAAAGUAUAAGAUAAGCUUAAUUAAUUGAAAGGCGACCACUUGAAUCACUACUCUGUAAAUAUUAUAUUAUACAUAUACAUAUGAUUGCAAUUAUAUAUAAAUAUAUUAUAUAUAAAUAUCGUAUGCGCAUGCAUAUCGUAAUUUUUAAGGAACAAUACGUACUCGUACACGUAUAUUUUUUCAAUCUCAUUCCAAUGACGACUGUUUUGAUCGCGCGUUCGCGAGGUUGAUUAAUUAUAUUAAAUAUAUAUAUCCCUAAGUAAACAAAAGGACGAGGAAAGAUCGAGGGAGAAGGACGGCGAGUUUCCUUCGGUGCAGCCACACCAUAACUUGGAUGAGUUAUUUGCGAUGGACUGUUUUUGUACAAAACGUGUGGCGCGUCACGAACGGAUGACGAAAAAAAGCAAACAACACGACAAGAGAAUUCCGAGCAGAAAUAGGCAAUUCGCAUGCAUACUUAUAGAGCUCUAGAUUCGCGAUCAGUGAUAUGCGUGAAUCGUAUCAAAAACGAUGUAUUAUAAUGACAUAUCAAUAUAAGAGGUCUGCAGUUGCUGACGAAGAGGCAAGAGGAUUACGCGAUAUAUAAGGAAGUUUUAACGAGAAAAUAAAGUAGACAAACAAAAAGUGAAUCUUAGACGAGUUUUUAGGCUCUUUAUAUAGCUAGGAGAUCGACGAUUAUUCCACUCGUGUCCUUUUUACUUUCAUUAUCAAUCUCGUAAUCGCGACACCUAUGAUAUUACAUAAGUUUUAUUUAUAAGCUUUAUUUAUUUAAUUUAUUUAUUUGUGCAAAACUCUUAUUUAUAUAAAAAUAUACGCGUAUAUUAACAAUUGUUGGAAUAAUAAAGUGUCAAUCAUUCGGAAGGAUAAGCAAAACUUGCAAUUGUAUUGUCAAUGAUAUAUUAAAGUGAUGAUGAUCAAUUAUACUUUUGUAGUGGAAGAGCUAAGAGAUCUCAGCCUUUAUAAAGUGACAUUACUUAGACGUUGAGUAGUCAGAAACUUGUAUGCGACUUUAUGUAAUGAGUUUAAUCCGUUUCAUUUAAAUAACCAUAUCGUUAGUGUCAUACAACGAGCGCCUUAACAUAUGCAAGAUGAAGAAAAGAAACGAGAAGAAAAAAAUAAUGACCGAACAAAUUUAAAUGCAAUUUUAGCCCUAUAAAUUUAUAGGAUAUGAAUCUAACAUUACUAAAAAAAGAGAGAAUGAAUAAAUAUAAAAGUGAUGAUGGAUCAAUAACCAGACGUAUACAUACAUAUAUAUAUAUAUCUCUCUCUCUUUCAUGUAUACACACUAAACUACCUUGAGACCAUUUAGACUACUCGAGAGUGUAUGCUACUCGUACUCAACUUUUUACGUUUCUUUCAUUCGAUUAUUACCACUCAUGGAAAUGUGAUAUUGAUUAUUCGAUAACACUAUUUACCCAUUAAAAUUGUAUUAUAAUGUUUGACUUAUUGUCCACCUUAUCCUUCCCGAACCUCGUUUACAUUCCACUUUCUGAUCCUAAUUGUUUAAUUUUAGAAACAUUAGCAUUACAAAUGUAUUAACUCAGCUGUAAGAAUAAAUUUUAUAAUAGUAAAGUAAAAGUAUAUAAUCAAGAUUAGAUGAAGAUUAUAAUCAUUGAACUAGAGCAGAUAAUUGCAAAUAUUUUUCAGUAGUACAAAACUUAUAUAUACAUACGCAUAACAGUUUUAGACACUUUAUUUAUUAUUCUAACGUCAUUUUAAUUAUCGUUGUAUUACUUAAUACAGAACAAGUCAUUUUGAUUAAGAAUUA